AUGGCGGAGGUCCUUUAUCGCUACAAAACCCACAAUGCGUCGACAACUAUCGACGUUUACGAGAGUUUGCUGGGGCGUUUGCGUGGCUCAAAUAUUCAAAUAUCUCUUUACGCAAUGUAUGACGAGCUUAUUUCGCUUAGACUAUCGUUUCUGCAUGCGUCAAAGAGGAUUCAGUGGCCUAGUUCUAAUCACCUCCCAUUCUACUUCAGCGUUGUCGAAGUGCUAUUUGUUCGCGGCUAUGUCGUGCAAUGUCAGGAGGAAAUGAUGCGGAUUCCUGUCGAUCGCAGGCGUAGCUGGCGUGAUUACCGCGCACUGCACCAGGAGCUGCUGGAACUUGAGAAGAAAUCCGCUCGAAUAUCCGGCAACAAGGAUCGAAUGCUCAGUAGUGUGCGAUAUCGCGCGGAAAACAUAGAGAGGCUUAAAAUAUUUACAACUAUAGCGCGAUUGCCACCAACAUGGACGAAUUUGGCUCCUAGCUGGGAAGAAGACAUCGAGAUUCUGGUCUCCUCGGCUAAGAUUAGCAGCAAUACUAUUAGUAUGAUGAACCGCGUUAGACGAAAUUCCCGGUGGCAAGAUGCAGAUACGAUUGGAUACCUUUGA
Phytophthora infestans T30-4 is the source of this 600-nucleotide messenger RNA. RefSeq lists its product as uncharacterized. Lineage: Eukaryota; Oomycota; Peronosporomycetes; Peronosporales; Peronosporaceae. The coding region runs from base 1 to 600 and encodes 199 amino acids. The record is from RefSeq and is a predicted model, not a curated record. The transcript is spliced from 4 exons.